AUGAAUUCCUACUUUGACGGCUACAUCCAUUCCAAUACCACCUUGAAGGAAUUUGUGGAACAAUAUGACAAUGCCUUGCAUAAGAAGGUGCAAAAAGAAGAAGAGGCAAAUGCUUGUUCCUUAAAUGUUCAAAUUCAGAAUGUGUCCCCUUACAAGUUUGAGAACCAAUUUCAGCAAGUAUACACAAUUGCGAAAUGCAAGGAAUUCCGAGACCAAGUAACCUUCAAGAUUGGGUGCAAUUUGACUAUUAGACCAGUAGAAAAUGGUAUUUCAGAAUUUCACAUUGAACAAGACAUUCUAGUUGGAAAGAAAAAAGAUAGAUGUAAAACUCGUGCUUUUCUUGUUCAUUUUAAUGAGAAGUCAAGAGAAACUAAUUGCAAUUGUCGAUUGUUCGAGAGUAAGGGGAUGGUGUGCACGCAUAUGAUUUCGGUUUGGUCAAAAAAGAAGCUUGAAGUUAUGCCUGAUAAAUACAUUCUACGACGAUGGAGCAAAAACUUGGCGAGGAGUCACACAAAAAUUAAGGUCAGUUAUGUUAAUUGGAAUAGCAAGCCUGAAUUCGCUCGCUAUGACAGUUUGUUGAAGUUAUUCAAUGAGGUCGCUGAUAAGGCCAUGUAUUCCAUUGCGAAGACUCAUAGGAUGGCGGAUAGGUUGCGAGAAAUUAAAGCGGAGAAUGACUUAGACGAUGAGAAAUGUGUAAGUAAUAUGUCUACGGUUGGAGAUGCACAAAUUGAUAUGGAAUGUUUCCAAGAUAAAUCAAUUACCCUGGGCGAUCCAAGUAAAGGUCCUCGAAGAGGGCGACCACCGACUAAGAGGAAGCAAUCUAUGACUGAACAAAUUAUUAAGAAGAAUGAUGUGGAAGUCUACACUCAUGCUACGGGGUUUGACGGGAAUAUCACACAAGAGGGUGGAACCAUUACUCCAUCUCAGGGAAGUGUAGGAUAUCUUGGUACAUGGAGCUAUGACCUUAAUGAAUCUUCAUUUUGA
This is a messenger RNA of Rhododendron vialii, 984 nucleotides long. Its product is annotated as protein FAR1-RELATED SEQUENCE 1-like. The transcript has 3 exons. Lineage: Eukaryota; Viridiplantae; Streptophyta; Magnoliopsida; Ericales; Ericaceae. The coding region runs from base 1 to 984 and encodes 327 amino acids. The record is from RefSeq and is a predicted model, not a curated record. Gene Ontology annotation, molecular function: zinc ion binding.